GAGACACAAAGGCCACGCCUCCCAUAUACCACCAUUCUCAUUGGCUACAUUGGAGCACCACGCCCCGCCUAGAGGUGGGGGCCAGUUGCCCUCACUGCCCGGCAGCCGCAAGCAAUGGCUUGUCUGGGGCCUUCCGCACCGGUGCCGGAGUUACCGGAGAAGAACUGCGGGUACCGCGAGGUCCAGUACUGGGACCACCGAUACCAGGGCGCUGCCGACUCUGCCCCCUACGAGUGGUUCGGAGACUUCUCUUCCUUCCGUGACCUCCUAGAGCCGGAGUUGCGGCCAUUGGACCGUAUCCUCGUGCUAGGCUGUGGAAACAGUGCCCUGAGCUACGAGCUAUUCCUUCGGGGCUUCCCUGACGUGACCAGUGUGGACUACUCAUCAGUAGUGGUGGCUGCCAUGAGGGCUCGGUAUGCCCACGUGCCCACGCUGCGAUGGGAGACCAUGGACGUGCGGGCACUGGGCUUCCCUAGUGGCUCCUUUGACGUGGUGCUUGAGAAGGGCACACUGGAUGCCCUGUUAACUGGUGAACAGGAUCCCUGGACUGUGUCCUCUGAAGGUGUCCACACUGUGGACCAGGUGCUAAAUGAGAUGGUGGAGUACAAACGCGCCACACUGCGGGAUGAAGACGCUCCCGAGACCCCCGUAGAGGGCGGGGCCUCCCCGGACGCCGUGGAGGCGGGAUUCCGGAAGAGGACCAGUCGCCUCUUGCGGUUGCACACCCAGCUGGAGCUGAUCUUGGCUGGUGUCUCUCUACUGCUUGCUGCCCUGCUUCUGGGUUGCUUGGUGGCCCUGGGGGUCCAGUACCACAGAGACCCAUCCCGUAGCACUUGCCUCACAGAGGCCUGCAUUCGAGUGGCUGGAAAAAUCCUGGAGUCCCUGGACCGUGGAGUGAGCCCCUGUGAGGACUUCUACCAGUUCUCCUGCGGAGGCUGGAUUCGGAGAAACCCUCUACCUGAUGGGCGUUCUCGCUGGAACACCUUUAACAGUCUCUGGGACCAGAAUCAAGCCAUCCUGAAGCACCUGCUUGAAAACACCACCUUCAACUCCAGCAGUGAAGCUGAACGGAAGACGCAGCGCUUCUACCUCUCCUGCUUACAGGUGGAGCGCAUCGAGGAGCUGGGUGCCCAGCCACUGCGAGACCUCAUUGACAAGAUUGGUGGCUGGAACGUUACGGGGCCCUGGGACCAGGACAACUUCAUGGAGGUGUUGAAGGCAGUCGCAGGGACGUAUAGGGCCACCCCCUUCUUUACUGUCUACGUCAGUGCCGACUCUAAGAGUUCCAACAGCAAUAUUAUCCAGGUGGACCAGUCUGGGCUCUUUCUACCCUCUCGAGAUUACUACCUAAACAGGACCGCCAAUGAGAAAGUUCUUACUGCCUACUUGGACUACAUGGAGGAGCUGGGGAUGCUGCUGGGCGGACAGCCAACCUCCACGCGGGAGCAGAUGCGGCAGGUGCUGGAGCUGGAGAUAGAACUGGCCAACAUCACAGUGCCCCAGGACCAGCGGCGGGAUGAGGAGAAGAUCUACCACAAGAUGAGCAUUGCAGAGCUGCAGGCCCUGGCGCCCUCCAUGGACUGGCUGGAGUUUCUGUCCUUCUUGCUGUCACCGCUGGAGCUGGGUGAUUCCGAGCCUGUGGUGGUGUAUGGGACGGAUUAUUUGCAGCAGGUGUCGGAACUCAUCAACCGCACAGAGCCAAGUGUCCUGAACAAUUAUCUGAUCUGGAACCUGGUACAGAAGACAACUUCAAGCCUGGACCACCGCUUUGAGUCUGCACAAGAGAAGCUGCUGGAGACCCUCUAUGGCACCAAGAAGUCCUGCACACCGAGGUGGCAGACCUGCAUCUCCAACACCGAUGACGCUCUUGGCUUUGCUCUGGGCUCCCUCUUUGUGAAGGCCACAUUUGACCGGCAGAGCAAGGAAAUUGCAGAGGGGAUGAUCAGCGAGAUCCGGACCGCCUUUGAGGAGGCUCUGGGACAGUUGGUUUGGAUGGAUGAGAAGACCCGCCAGGCAGCCAAGGAGAAAGCAGAUGCCAUCUAUGAUAUGAUUGGUUUCCCGGACUUCAUCCUGGAGCCCAAAGAGCUGGAUGAUGUUUAUGAUGGGUAUGAAGUGUCUGAAGAUUCCUUCUUCCAGAACAUGUUGAAUUUAUACAACUUCUCUGCUAAGGUGAUGGCUGACCAGCUCCGCAAGCCUCCUAGCCGAGACCAGUGGAGCAUGACCCCGCAGACAGUGAACGCCUACUACCUUCCAACCAAGAAUGAAAUCGUCUUCCCUGCUGGCAUCCUGCAGGCCCCCUUCUACGCUUGCAACCACCCCAAGGCCCUGAACUUUGGUGGCAUCGGCGUGGUGAUGGGCCACGAGUUGACACAUGCCUUUGAUGACCAAGGGCGGGAGUAUGACAAGGAAGGGAACCUUCGGCCAUGGUGGCAGAAUGAGUCGUUGGCAGCCUUCCGGAACCACACGGCCUGCAUAGAGGAGCAGUACAGCCAGUACAAGGUCAACGGGGAGAAGCUCAACGGGCGCCAGACGCUGGGGGAGAACAUUGCUGACAAUGGGGGGCUUAAGGCUGCCUACAAUGCUUACAAAGCAUGGCUAAGAAAGCACGGGGAGGAGCAGCAGCUGCCAGCUGUGGGACUCACCAACCACCAGCUCUUCUUUGUGGGAUUUGCCCAGGUGUGGUGCUCGGUCCGCACACCCGAGAGCUCUCACGAGGGGCUGGUGACCGACCCCCACAGCCCUGCCCGCUUCCGCGUGCUGGGCACUCUCUCCAACUCCCGCGACUUCCUGCGGCACUUCGGCUGCCCUGUCGGCUCCCCCAUGAACUCAGGGCAGCUUUGUGAGGUGUGGUAGACCUGGGUCGGGGGAGAAAUGGCCAGCUCGGGUGCCGGAGCCUGGGGUAGCUUGCCCAGCCAGGCUGUCUGCUCUUGGGUUGAGGGAAGGCACAUGCCAGCUGGGCUGUGUCUUGUCCCUCCACACCAUAGGUGUGACAUGAGUCCUAGUCCCUCCUCAGCCACCACAUCGUGCCUCUGCUUUGGAGGUGCCCCUGCCUCCAGUAGAGUCCCUACCAUUCACUGUGAUGUUCUGUGUCACCCUGCCUGGAGGAGGCCUGGGCAGGGGCCACCAGCUCCCACAAGAAGGGGUCCACCUCUUUAGGCCCCCAGCUCAGUGGGUUUGGUGGCCACAGAGCCUGUUGUGCCUGCUGGCCACGCAGGGGUCAGCAGAUGUGCCUCCCACACAUCUCCCCAAGGUUCACUCACCGCUCCCUCGGGCACAGACGGAGCUCCUUUCAGCCCCGCCCCCAGGGGCGACCCUUAUUCCAUGUUCCUCGUGCUACUGCUCCUAAUACUGCUGCCAGCCCUCUCUGACGGACGCCCUGUGCUCAGCUCUUAGUGGAAGUCCAACAGCCUUCACAAACCUUCCUGUUGCCUCCCAGGGUCCCUGGGCUCAGCGGGGAUGCGUGUACAUGUCAGGGAUGCUAGGCCCUGCAUCUUGGGGUUACAAGUCUUAGGGGGUGACUGAUUCUCCCCGGACCAAGCAGGAAAGCAGAUAGAGUAGGAAAAGUGAAGGACAGAGUCUAUUUUUACAGGAAAGGGGGUGGGGAGGGAGUGGUCUUGGCCCUGGAGGACCCUGUGCCAAUAAAUAGACACGCAUCAGUCAUUCUGUCUCUUCCUUCAGUCCUGUUUUCAUUUACUCAUUCCACCAGUAUUUAUUGACUACCUGCUGUAUGCCAGGUACUCUUUAG
This is a messenger RNA of Capra hircus (goat), 3745 nucleotides long. RefSeq names its product endothelin converting enzyme 2 (gene ECE2). Gene Ontology annotation, biological process: protein processing. Lineage: Eukaryota; Metazoa; Chordata; Mammalia; Artiodactyla; Bovidae. The transcript has 20 exons. Gene Ontology annotation, cellular component: plasma membrane. The record is from RefSeq and is a predicted model, not a curated record. The coding region runs from base 115 to 2853 and encodes 912 amino acids. Gene Ontology annotation, molecular function: S-adenosylmethionine-dependent methyltransferase activity; metalloendopeptidase activity.